Paramecium pentaurelia is the source of this 417-nucleotide messenger RNA. The record is from the annotation of a GenBank genome assembly. NCBI's taxonomy places the organism in Eukaryota, Ciliophora, Oligohymenophorea, Peniculida, Parameciidae.
AUGAAUAAAAUUCCACAUCAAGAAAAUAAAUAGAAAUAACUAUAGAUAAUACAAAGUCUUAAAUUAAGAGAGUUAUUAAAGAAGCUUUUUGAAGAAGUUAACUCUCUUGAUGUCCAAUCUAAUCUAACGACAAAUAAAAAUGAUCAUGUAAAUCAAAUUUAAGAUGAUUUCAUUGACUAAUGUAUUAAUAAUUCUAUGGAUGAUUUCAAUUCUUCUUAUUCUUCAUUCCUAUAUCAAACAGAUUAAGAUCAAAAUUUUACAAAGAGAGGUAAUUUUUACUUAUUUGAAAAUGGUCUUAAAGUUUUUAAAUGUAAAGAAUGCUAAGAAACUUUUGAUACUCCUUAGAAAUUAGGAACACACACCUCGAAAACUCAUCAUAACCUUUAAAAGAUAAAAAAGUAGAUUAAAAAAAAAUGA